Molecule: messenger RNA, 1311 nt
Organism: Gossypium arboreum
Lineage: Eukaryota; Viridiplantae; Streptophyta; Magnoliopsida; Malvales; Malvaceae
Product: zinc finger protein STOP1 homolog
Exons: 1
Coding region: 90-1139 (349 amino acids)
Biological process (GO): response to acidic pH; response to aluminum ion
Source: RefSeq, a predicted model, not a curated record
CAAAAGCCUUUUCUACUUAGUCUUCCCUAAGCUUAUUAAAAUUCAGAAAAGGGGAAAAAAAAAAAAAGCCUUCACUUGUCAAAAAAAAAAUGUCGAAUCCCGGAGAACCCUUACGUAUAUCGUCGGAAUAUCCCGGCACCGGAGGAGCCUCUGGACGGCAACAAGAGCCGGACGGCGAUGCCGAUCUACGUGUUCCACUCCAAAAUCUCUCGACGGUGAAAAGAAGGAUGGACUCUCUACAAGAUUUCCUCUCUCAAUCGGUCAACACCAACACUUUGAUCUCCAAAGAUCAAAUGGACCACGUUUCCUCCGAAAUCGUCAACGCCGUCCACCAAACUAUCAUCAACGGUGCCGCUCUUCUCUCUUGUGCCCAAAUCCAUUACCGUAAUCUGGCUCCGGUUCUAAACCCGACACCAGAAACAAAACCCGAGUUCGAAGAUUACGAUGGAGGAGAGUCCGAGGUAAUCGAAUUAGACGCCGUCGAAUUGCUUUCGGAACAUUUACAUUUCUGCGAAAUUUGCGGGAAAGGUUUCAAACGUGAUGCGAAUCUACGGAUGCAUAUGAGGGCUCACGGAGAUCAGUACAAAACUCCAGAAGCGUUGGCGAAGAAACCGGAAGUAAAGAAUACAGUUCGGAAAACCCAAUUCUCGUGCCCAUAUGAGGGGUGUAAUAGAAACAAGAAACAUAAAAAAUUUAGGCCACUGAAGUCGGUUAUUUGUGUAAGGAACCAUUUCAAGAGAAGCCAUUGCCCAAAAAUGUAUUGUUGCAAUAGGUGCCAUAAGAAGAGUUUCUCGGUUUUGGCGGAUUUGAAGGCUCAUUUGAAGAAUUGUGGCGUAGGUGAAGAGAGAAAGAAGUGGAAAUGUAGUUGUGGGAAUGGGUUUUCAAGGAAAGAUAAGCUUUUUGGACAUAUAUCAUUGUUCGAAGGGCAUAUGCCGGCAGUGGCGGCCGAGGAGGAUCAGAAGCUGAAAGGAGUGGUGGCAAUGGAGGAAGCUGAAGACGAAGAUGAAGAUGAGUUGACGGAGAAAGAAUCCUAUUUGGAUGAUGGGUUUUUUAAUGAUCUCGAUUUGCUUGAUGGGUUUGGGUCUUUUGAGAAUUACUCUUUGCAAGAUGUGUUGGGACCGUCUCGCGUUGUGUUGUAGCAUUUUCAUCAAGGUAAGACUUGGAUCUAUAUUUAGUGUAAAAUUAUACGUUGCAAAUAUGUUUUCCAUCCUUUACUACACUGUUCUAUUUUUGAUUUUUAGUGUUGGUUUCAGAUUUUCCAAUAAUCUUUGUUGUAACAUAUAAUAAUGUUAGCUUCUUGUAAUAACAAAA